Molecule: messenger RNA, 1164 nt
Organism: Emericellopsis cladophorae
Lineage: Eukaryota; Fungi; Ascomycota; Sordariomycetes; Hypocreales; Bionectriaceae
Product: Nuc-1 negative regulatory protein preg
Exons: 2
Coding region: 1-1164 (387 amino acids)
Biological process (GO): regulation of cyclin-dependent protein serine/threonine kinase activity
Cellular component (GO): nucleus; cyclin-dependent protein kinase holoenzyme complex
Molecular function (GO): cyclin-dependent protein serine/threonine kinase regulator activity; protein kinase binding
Source: RefSeq, a predicted model, not a curated record
AUGUUGAAAACAUCACCGUCGCCAGUUCUCACCAGCACCUCCGUUCGCAACGCCAGCACCAGCGCCUCGCCAGUCUCGAGCUUCCGCAAUGCCCACCAGAGGCAGGCGCAACAUACCCACGUCCCUCAACCGCCACAUGCCCCUGGUCGAGAUCUCACACUAUCGGCCGCGACAGCCCCGCCGAUCUCGCGUCACCGCAACAGUUCUUCGACGAUGGCGACGGCCUCUGCGUCCGCCACAACGUCCAGCCCGCGCGGUGCCUCCAUAAAGUCGCCCGUCACAUUGCACUCCGGGCGCAAAGGCGACGACGAGCAUACUGGCGGGUCCGGUCCCGUUGCUGCCCACCCUUCGACCUCCGAGUCGACCUUGGAUCUUCCACCAUCCCCUCGCCCGCAGACUACGGACACACCGGCGGCGCCUGCACCCGCGAAAACAGCCACGACACCAUCGCAGGCACACCUAAGACCGGCUGAAAGCACGGGAUCAACACCUUUGUCUCCCAACAAGCGUCGAGCGUCACCGGGUCCCCUCCCUGACGUCACAUCCUCGCCUGCGGCCCAUGCCAUACCAAAGCAGCACGAGUCUCCCUCAUCGACGAAGCGCGCAAAGCCAGAGCAGGAUGCGCCGAAAACAUUACCUCUCAAAUAUGAGCAUUGCGCGGUGGAUGAUUUGGUCGAGCUGAUAGCACACAUGUUGACGGAACUGAUUACGACAAACGAUCACAUACAAAUGCAGAGCGGACGUCUUACGCGCUUUCACUCGAGAUCCCCUCCCGGUAUAUCGGUGCGCGAUUACCUACACCGACUCGCCCGGCAUGCGACUUUGAUACCGCCCAUCCUCCUCUCAAUGGUGUAUUAUAUUGAUCGACUCUGUGCCAUGUAUCCCGAGUUUACGAUUAACACUCUCACGGUCCACCGCUACCUGAUAACAGCAGCUACGGUGGCUGCCAAGGGGCUCUCAGACGCUUUCUGGAACAAUGCAACGUACGCCCGGGUCGGCGGAGUGCGGUUACAGGAAUUGAAACUACUAGAGCUCGAAUUCCUGCACAGGGUCGAUUGGAGAAUUGUACCCAACCCCGAGGUUCUCGUCGCGUAUUACAACGGUUUGGUGGAGCGGAACCCGCGUUACACCUUGGAAACUGAGGAACAGGCCGACGGCGAGUAG